UGAGAGAGCUGCUGCACUGACAGACGUAAGAUGUUCCUGGUUUACCUCUCAGACUCCAGAAGAUGAGGAUGGAGCAGAGUCUCUAACAUCCAGCUGUGUUGAUGAAGAGUGAGCAGUCUGAUGAUGAUCCUCUAAACUUCAGUAAUGAACCUGGACCCUCAGACACAAAAGAGCCAAUAUGAGGAAGAGGGACCUGCUCCACAUCCUCAACGAUUUAAAAGACGAUGAAUUUGAGGACUUCAAAUGGUCCCUCGAGGAUGAAAAGGUGGGCGACAUCGAACCCAUUCAAUGUGCCCAGCUGGAGAAGGCAAAGAGGAGAGACGUGGUGGAUCUGAUGGUGCAGAAAUAUGAACUAGCUGGAGCUGUGGAGGUGAUGAAGAGCGUUUUAAAGAAGAUAAGCAGGAAUGAUCUGGUGAAGAAGUUAUCAAACAUCAGCUCAGGAUCAGAAGGAGCAGUGAGCAGUGGCACUGACAGAGGUAACAACCCUAACACAGAUGUUUCUGAUGGUGGGAGUAAACCAGAGCAACCAGCAGAAACCCACACUAACACUGGGGAAACAUCUAAACUCAUCACAGAGACGACCGGAGACAACAAGGGUUCAAACCCAGGACCUUCUAGCUGUGAGGCAACAGUGCCAAACACUGAGACACCUCACUGCUCACACACACAAAGUGGAAAGCAGGAGGAUUUAGAUGAACAUCAGACCACUCUGAUCAGGGAAUAUCAACAUGUGAAUGAAGAAACUGAUGAGGCAGGAAAUAGACUCCUCUUCGACAGCUCCUACACUGAGGUCUUCAUCACAGAGGGAAGGAAAAUCAGCUAG
Scomber japonicus (chub mackerel) is the source of this 823-nucleotide messenger RNA. RefSeq lists its product as uncharacterized. Gene Ontology annotation, molecular function: protein binding. The transcript has 5 exons. The record is from RefSeq and is a predicted model, not a curated record. Lineage: Eukaryota; Metazoa; Chordata; Actinopteri; Scombriformes; Scombridae. Gene Ontology annotation, biological process: regulation of apoptotic process. Bases 179 to 823 code for a protein of 214 amino acids.